AUGAAAUCCCGAGGAGCUAAAUUAGCCAAGAGCCAAUCCACUGAGAGAAUAGUCCAUCACCACGGCAGCCACACAGGUACCACCUCUAUCACAGGUACCACCUCCAUCUCAUCUACCACCUGUACCACAGGUACCACCUCUAUCACAGGUACCACCUCCAUCUCAUCUACCACCUGUACCACAGGUACCACCUCUAUCACAGGUACCACCUCCAUCUCAUCUACCACCUGUACCACAGGUACCACCUGUAUCACAGGAUCGUCCAAUCACAGCCCGAGCAGCUCCUCGGAGGAACUGAGCCGCGGCGUCGCGGUGGAGAAACUGGACAGUGUCAAGAAAUGGGGAAUAAACACCUACAAGUGCACUAAGCAGAUGUUCUCGGAGCGCUUUGGUCGCGGCUCUCGGACUGUAGACCUGGAGCUGGAGGCUCAGAUUGAACACCUGCGAGACACGAAGCUGAAGUACGAGAGCGUCCUGAGACUGACCUCUGACCUCACCACACACUUCAGCUUCAUGGUCCAGACACAGCAGGCCCUGGGGGACACCUUCACUGACCUCAGCCAGAAGUCUCCUGAGCUGCAGGAUGAGUUUGGGUACAAUGCUGAGACCCAGAAGUUGUUGUGUAAAAACGGAGAGUCUCUGCUCGGAGCCAUCAGUUUCUUUGUGUCCAGUGUGGACACUCUGGUCAACAAGACCAUGGAGGACACUCUGCAGACCAUCAAGCUGUAUGAGAACGCACGGCUUGAGUUCGAUGCGUACCGUUCGGACCUGGAGGAGCUGAGUUUGGGACCACGAGACGCCGCCUCGAUGGUGCGGAUUGAGACGGCGCAGCACGAGUACCAGCGAUACAGGGACAAGUACGAGCGGCUGCGGAGCGAUGUCACCAUCAAACUCAAGUUCCUGGAAGAGAACAAGGUUUCUGUCAACUUUGAUCAAUCCAUCGAUCGAUCGAUCGAUAAAUCAAAGAUACAUAGAUAUGAACAUGAUUUUUAA
This is a messenger RNA of Knipowitschia caucasica, 993 nucleotides long. Lineage: Eukaryota; Metazoa; Chordata; Actinopteri; Gobiiformes; Gobiidae. The record is from the annotation of a GenBank genome assembly.